AUGGCUGAGAUCCAGAUCCGAGCCGAGGGCAUCUUCAGAGUCCUAGAAUUUCGAGAGCGUGUGCAGAAAAAAUCCGCACUUAUCUCCGCUCCACCAUCUGCUAGAGAUGACAAGAGGAAGAGGCCAAGACAGAACCGAGAGUCAUCGCGGUACCCCUCCUUCGAAUACACUGUCCCACAGGAAGUCAUUUAUGAAGAGAAUAAAGACAGACCUAUCUGGCGUGAACCGUACAAGAUUACCACCCCUCCAGACAGAAGAGAUAAAAACAGAUACUGCCUCUUCCACAAAGAUCACGGUCAUACGGUCGCUGAAUGCCACAACCUGAAUAAUCAGAUCCAGGCCCUCAUGAGAAGUGGGAGGCUAACCCAGUACAUUAAGGAGGCAGGCAGACCCGGCACUUCGCAGCAUAAUCCUGCUUCUGCCCCAACACUACAAGCAGCCGACCCCGUGCGUACAACCUCUGCAAGCCCACAAGAACCUCUCAAGCAAGUCCCCAUGAUACAUGGGAUCGUUGAGCUCACUAAAGACCAAGAGCAUGCCACCAAAAUCCUUAAGAGGAUGGAGGAAUGGGUGAAGCGAUAUAGAUCAUUAGGCCACACGGUUAAUCUUGUCACUUCGGAGGAUAGACGUUAUCCAGCCUCUGCUAUCACCUUCACCGACGAUGACUUACAAGGAGUGCACCUACCUCAUGACGAUCCUCUCGUCAUCUCGCUACAGGUCGACCAUUGCUAG
This is a messenger RNA of Humulus lupulus (European hop), 732 nucleotides long. RefSeq lists its product as uncharacterized. The record is from RefSeq and is a predicted model, not a curated record. Bases 1 to 732 code for a protein of 243 amino acids. The transcript has a single exon. Lineage: Eukaryota; Viridiplantae; Streptophyta; Magnoliopsida; Rosales; Cannabaceae.